AUGAUGCGUCGCUGCUGUUGCAAAUGUGGUUGUUUAUGUGUCAACGGACGCGAAGCUGAUCCUGAGGAACUUCCAGAACAAUUGAGAACAAAACGCGACGACAAACAAGACGCUUUUGUAAUCAGAUCUAAUAGUAUCGAAAUCAAAGAUGAGAAUUGUCUCGAAGUAACACCAGAGACAUCACAGAAAGUCACCAUUGUAUGCAUGAAAUGCGGACAAUACAUUACCCUUUUCGAGAAAAUGGGAUACGGUUUUGCAGUCUUGAACAGAAAUCAAUACAGACCAUCUAGAAGGCAAUCAUAUACCAACACAAACCAGGACUCAAAAAUGAUUUCAAAUCCACUCAUCCAAAAAUAUGUGAAUUUUGAUUCACAAAAAGAUAAUGAUGAUCCAUUAUUUUCUUAUGAUUCUUAUGCUAGUGAUACAGUUCUUUCAGAAGAAGAUGAUAUAAACUUCAUUGAUGAUGGAGAUUUUGAGUACAUGUUUUCGGGUACUACAGAUCCUUUUGUUGGAUCGUUUACUGACCGAUUCAUGGAUUCUCCAGUUAAGGAUUUAUUACUCACACUUGUAUAA
Messenger RNA from Trichomonas vaginalis G3, 573 nucleotides. RefSeq lists its product as uncharacterized. The transcript has a single exon. The record is from RefSeq and is a predicted model, not a curated record. NCBI's taxonomy places the organism in Eukaryota, Parabasalia, Trichomonadida, Trichomonadidae. Bases 1 to 573 code for a protein of 190 amino acids.